Cercocebus atys (sooty mangabey) is the source of this 4873-nucleotide messenger RNA. It is a transcript of the gene ZNF200, whose product is annotated as zinc finger protein 200. The coding region runs from base 2111 to 3289 and encodes 392 amino acids. NCBI's taxonomy places the organism in Eukaryota, Metazoa, Chordata, Mammalia, Primates, Cercopithecidae. The transcript is spliced from 5 exons. The record is from RefSeq and is a predicted model, not a curated record.
ACUAUACUACCAGUAAAAGGAGUGCCUUUUUCUCCACCUUCGUUGUUUGAUAGGUGAAAAAUGUUGGUCCCUUUAAAAGUGAUAAUCUUGACUAGUAGUGUGGUUAAGCAUCUUUUCAAAUGUUAAUGACCAAUUAGGUUUCCCCCUCUCGGGAAGAGCUCCUCAUUGCCUUUGCAUUUUGUCAGUUGGCAGGAAUUCAUUUCAUCUUGGGAAUGUCUAAUCCUUUGUGUAGCUAAUCUUUACAACUAUCUUCCAGUCUAUUUCUUGUUUGUUAACAGAGUCAAGAAAAAGUUCUUAAAAAAUACAAUCACACAGGUUUAUAUUUUACUUCAAGACAUCUCGGUUAUCUGUUUUGCCUUAUAGUUCAAACCAUACUGCUUUGAUUAACGGAGCCUUUUUAGUAAAUUUUGAUCUGAAAAGGCAGAUAUUCCUUAUUUUUCUAGAAUGUCUUGGUGCCACACAGUUUUCAUACUCGUUUCUUUGUGACAUAUUUUAAGCCAUCAUUAAACGAUUAGUCAGCUGUAAUGAACUUUAAGAAGUAUUCAUUUAUAUUUUUACUUUUGUCAACUUUCUGGAGGCUGGUGUUACAUCGAGAAAUAAGGCCACACCUGCCCACAAGUUGUCCCAACCCUGAUCAAUGCCUCACUGGAGAACGAACCGAGUAUGGAUACAACGCACAAAGACAAAAUUCUGUUCGGCCUCCGUAGGAAGCUGAAAUUGAGAACAGAGACAGUACAAGAAGGGCAAUUAAGAUACCUUUAAAAACAAGACGGCCGGUGGGGACAGCAGAGUAGAAGUUAGAAAAUUGGAGGUGGCAACGUAGGUGCCCCAGCUCUAACCUAUGGGAGUCACCAGAGCAGAGGCGGAGUCCCAUGCCGGCCACACCUUCUCCGCCUCCGCAGUCCUUUUACUGGAAAACCGCAGUAAAAGGCGGAAACGCGCGGAGGCGUCUUGAUCUUCCGGUCCGAGAGCUCGCUUCCUUCAAGCCUUGGGGUGGGGGAGACGGGGGGGUUGGAGGGGGUCUGCCUUGCCCCAACCGCCGCGCCUGACGGUCGUCCAUUGGUUGUUUGCAUUCGAACUACAUUUCCCAGGAGGCCCUGGGGUUAGACUGGCCGUAGCUGGAGAAGUGCCAGCCCGUCAUGGAUGACUGGAGCCAGCCUCUUGCCUUCCGUCUUCCAGGCAGAGCCACAGAGAGACAGGCUGCAGCCGUCCUGGCCUCCCUCCGGCCCUGAGAGCGCUCCGGGCCCGUCUCAAGCGUUACCGUCUCAAGCGCAGAUUGCCGGCUCUGAACGGGGAGACCAGGCUUCUGCACCGGAAACAAGGCACCGGUUGUGACGUGACGGCUGCAGAGCGCCCGACCUCCCAGAAGGCACCGCGUCCCUGCAAUUCUCCUCAACUGGUCAGGGCGCGAACGAAUAGUCGCCGGUGACCUGUGAGGGCACUCGGAAGGGCGAGGGGAGGGCUCGGCCGCUCGCGCCUAGUUUUUCUAUCUCUCCCGGAGCCUGAGUCUCUGAGCCGUCCCCAGCAAACGCUCAGGGGCUGCAGAGGCCCCGAGAGGUGAGGGGCUCCGUGAGGGCGGGAACCAGGCUGAGGCCGCCUCUGGGGAACGGAGCGUGUCCGUUGCUGAGGGAGAAAGGCCGGGUAGGGAGCCUGGUGAGCGCCUCAGGCAGGGGCGCACGCUGAGCUUUACGGUAAAGGUGUUCCUUGACCAGCGGAAGAGGCCCCAGAGUGAGCCUGGCCCGGCGGGCCUUAGUGGGAUGUCGCCUGCCGCUCUCAGCAGAGCUUUGACGGCGGAGAGGAGUCGGCAGGCGGUGUGUGGACCCCUCCUCGGCCUUGCGUCUGCUCCCCGGGAGAGUCACCAACCGCCUCCCCGCCCAAAGGGCACCGGAGGGAGCUUCGGUUCGAGGGGUACAGUAUGGCCAGUUUCAGUGACCAACCUGCUUCUAGGCGGAUGUCCUCGGUAUUGACCCCAGAUUUCCUGUCUUCUAGCCCAUUGCUCUUUCUCCAGACCUGAUUCAACCUCUUCCUGCUUGGCUCUCUGGCAUAUUUCCUCUAGUAAGAGGUGGCUCUGGAGGCCCCGCGAAACGAGUGUGGUGUGUGGUUGCAAGGCAUGAUGGCUGCAAAAGUGGUUCCUAUGCCCCCAAAGCCAAAGCGGUCCUUUAUACUGAGAGUUCCACCAGACUCCAAGCUGGGCCAAGACCUACUUCGAGAUGCCACUAAUGGGCCCAAGACCAUCCACCAGCUAGUGCUGGAGCACUUCCUCACCUUCUUGCCCAAGCCAAGCCUGGUCCAGCCCAGUCAGAAAGUCAAGGAGACCUUGGUUAUUAUGAAAGAUGUGAGCUCAAGCCUUCAGAACAGAGUGCAUCCUCGUCCCUUGGUGAAGCUUCUGCCCAAAGGAGUCCAACAGGAACAAGAGACAGUGUCUCUGUAUUUGAAAGCUAACCCUGAGGAACUGGUGGUCUUUGAGGAUUUGAAUGUAUUUCACUGCCAGGAAGAAUGUGUGAGCUUGGAUCCUACUCUCACCUCAGAGAAGGAAGAUGACAGCAGUGUCGGGGAGAUGAUGUUACUGGUCAAUGGCAGUAAUCCUGAAGGUGAAGAUCCUGAGAGGGAACUUGUAGAAAAUGAAGAUUAUAGAGAAAAGUCUUCAGAUGAUGAUGAAAUGGAUUCUUCCUUGGUCUCUCAGCAGCCUCCAGAUAACCAGGAAAAGGAAAGACUAAAUACAUCCAUUCCACAGAAAAGGAAAAUGAGAAAUCUGUUAGUUACCCUUGAGAAUGAUGCUCCUCUAGAGGAACUCUCAAAAUAUGUAGACAUCAGUAUUAUUGCACUUACUCGAAAUCGGAAGACAAGGAGAUGGUACACUUGUCCACUGUGUGGGAAACAGUUUAAUGAAAGUUCUUACCUUAUUUCCCACCAGAGGACUCACACUGGAGAAAAACCCUAUGACUGUAGUCACUGUGGGAAAAGCUUCAAUCAUAAAACAAACCUCAAUAAACAUGAGCGAAUUCAUACAGGAGAGAAACCUUAUUCCUGUUCUCAGUGUGGAAAAAACUUUCGUCAGAAUUCUCAUCGGAGUCGUCAUGAAGGAAUCCAUAUAAGGGAGAAGAUAUUUAAGUGUCCAGAAUGUGGGAAAACCUUCCCAAAGAAUGAGGAAUUUGUGCUUCAUCUGCAGAGUCAUGAGGCUGAGAGACCAUAUGGUUGCAAAAAAUGUGGGAGAAGAUUUGGUCGGCUGUCAAACUGUACCCGGCAUGAGAAAACCCACUCAGCCUGUAAGACUCGGAAGCAGAAGUAAUACCAGGAAAGGGGUCUGAUGGUGCUGCCUCAACCUGAGAGCUUUCAUAAGUAGUUCUGAAUUCCCAGGCUGCCCCAAAAGAUAUAAAUAUGUAAAAAUCUCAUUAUUGCCAAAAUUGGAUAAAUGCCCAUCUUGGCUAAAACCUCAAAUUGCUAGAAAAUUCACAGGGAAGAAAACAUUUCAAGGGCUAUACCUCAGCAUCUAGGCUUUCUGGACUAAGGACCUUUCCUUUUUGAAGUCAUAUGAUAAUGUACAGGUCACAGAUCCCUUUCCCAAGACUUUGAAGAUGAAUCUGGAGUCUGCUUACUUGCAAGGCAAAGAGUGACUUGUGUCUAUUGGAAGUAUAUCCAUUUUUCCCCAUAUGGGGAUUCAUACUUGAGAAAUAGUGCAAAGAUGCUUAUCUAGAACUGUGUUCUCGUGAAAGAACCAAACUACUGGCUUGUUGAGCCAACAGCUUCUGAUAGCAAUUCAUAUAACCCUCUAAGAACACCUGUUUUAAGUCUUGAGUGUUGAAAGGAAUUGUUUACUUUGGAAUAUAGGAAAACAACAAUUGAAUGUCAGACUCUCAUUUGUAUGUGAUCUAAAUUUGCAAUCAAUUUCAAUAAUAUUUGCAAUUUGUGAUAAAAUUGACUUUUACAGAUUCCUUUUCACAACAUAAUUUAAGUGUCUACUGUUCUUACUGUAUUUUGUUCAGCCAUUGAUCUCUCCAACAGGCGUCUCAUGCUUCUCCCUUGCUAAAAGAAGUUUGGAUUACUCAGGCAGGGCCAUCCAGCCCCACCACUAGAAAAGCUUUUCAGAAUCUUGUCCCUCUGUUGAGCCCAGAUCUCAUGUGCUAGGAAGGAAACCCCAAGACCCAGGGAGGAGGGGUUGACCUGGAGGCAGGAAAAAGUUGGCUUGGAUCUAUGUCUCAUCAAUAACCUUACCACAUGCUUAGGUCCCCUCUAUGCCGUCAUCAGACCUUUGGCAAUGGGGUGUUCACUACCUCACAAGGCAAAGUGUUGUAUAUUUAGAAAUUACGUCUGUAGUGGUUAGCUCACAUUGCCCCUCAAGAGACAGGUUUCCAGGUGUCUUCACUGUAGUGGGUAUUCAUUGUCUUCAGCCUCUUGAUAUCCAGACCUUCCUGUCCUCUGCCUAGAAGCAUGGCCAGCGGUGCCUUUACAGGACCAAUCCUGUGGUGCGAUUUAGGGAUUCUUGAUCAGUUUUGCUUGCUUUAGGUUUCUGGAGGUUAUACAUUGGUGUUUUGAUUGGAAGAAAGAAAUCCUAUAAAUAAUUUGGGAAAAAUUAUAGUGUAUGUUUCCCAUCCAGAAACAUGCCUUUGUAUUUAUUAGAGUAUUAUAUUCCUGUGAAAAUUUUUCUAAUUUUCUUCACGUUUUACACAAUUUUGUUAUUGUAGUUUUUUCCAUUAUAUUUUUAUAGUUGAUUAUUGCUUUUACAUGGGAAACAUUUUUUAUUAUAUAUUUGUGUAAUUAGUCACCUUACUGAAUGUUGUUAAUUUGUUGUUAAUUUUCAAUAGUUUCUUGGUUUAGUUCUGUUACAACUUUUGGUAAAAUGACACCAUCUACAAAGAAUAGUUUUGUUUCUUGC